Molecule: messenger RNA, 2136 nt
Organism: Ylistrum balloti
Lineage: Eukaryota; Metazoa; Mollusca; Bivalvia; Pectinida; Pectinidae
Exons: 11
Coding region: 1-2136 (711 amino acids)
Molecular function (GO): protein binding
Source: RefSeq, a predicted model, not a curated record
AUGGUCCGGCUUCGCGACACAAAGAUCUACAAAGUUCUGGCGACUGGAUGUCUAUCCGAGGUAUCAUCCGAAUGCAUCAAACACGUGCAGAGCGGUAAGAAUAUCAAUCUUCGUGAUGAGGACACGGGGGAGACCUAUCUACAUCUCCUUGCCGACAAUGUUGACCGUUUCCGGUCCCCUCAAGGAACGUGCAUCAUCUACAUCAUGGCAAGUAAGGGCAUAGACCUUGACCUUCUCGACAACGAGGGAAAUUCAUUCCUUCACAGGAUCAUGCGCAUGCCUUACACGUACCGGGCAGUAGUGGCGAUGAUCAGGUGCGGUGCCGAUCCAUUGGUAAACAAUAAGGAAGGCCUGACUCCCAGGGACAUUCUAAUGCAGACCAAACCCGAUGGAUGGGAAGAGACCCUUCAUUGGUUCACAAAGUUCACACCAGGUUUAUACCGGGCAUUGAUGGAAGAGCAUCCUGACAGGGCGCUAGUGGAAAAACUACUCAAAUAUCUGUGUCGGACAAACAUUGUCAAAGACGGGAAACUUGUUUGUCUGAAAACGAUCGCCAAACAGAAUAACAAGGAUUUAUAUCUUGUGGACUUGUUGGAGAAAUAUGAAAAUACAAUUGAAUUUGCGCUAUCUCUGUUUACUGGAAAGGAUCUAGCUCUCCAACAUUUCUUUAAGGAAGUUUCAAAUAGAAUGGACACCAUUGAUAUCAACGUCACUGAUUACAGCUACCAAUACCGUUAUCCGGAUUACCCAGAAGUCCCACUUCCUGUUCUCGCCGCAUUGUGGGAAGGUGACAUGGAAGACAAUAUCGCCGUUCUACUGGGAAUGGGAGUUGACACGUCCGUUUUAUUUUCAUAUAAUCCUGAAGUCGAGCCACCAAAACCACUCUUCUUUCAGGUGUUAUGUGGUGUUGUAAAACCGACGGACUCUAUAAUACACCGUGUGUUAGAGGCGUCAGACCUGUCCGUCCGAAACCUUUAUGGACAGACAAUUGUGUACGAAGCAAUAACACAAGAUUAUCCGGAGAAUCUCAUCAUAAGUCUUUUCAAAUAUGGCGCUAAUUUGGCAUCUAGAGACAAACACGGACGCACAGCGCAUGACUACGCAGAGUUAAUUAAGAAGCCACGUUACUGUAGACUUAUAGACACAUGUGUGGUAGAAAUGGUGAAGGAAUGUAAUGUAGAGGGCGUGGAAGACCUUCUACGACACGGAUACGACCACAUUCUGGACGUAACGGAUAGACAGACAGGCAAUUCCAUCAUCGAUAUUGCUAGGGGUCGGUCAUCUACAAUCAGCGAGCUUCUGAAGAAGGCGGGCGCAGUCAAGGAACAUAUACGAAAGAUGUUUCAGAAGACGGAGACCGGAAGUCUAGGCGAGUUGCGGCGCCUGCUAGGCAGGAAGUACGCGACAUCGGUAGAUAGAUGUGGAAGGACGGUCUUACACAUCGCCAUUUUUAACGGGAAGAGGGAUAUCAUCAGCUACCUGGCAACUCACUACUCACAACUCCUUAACAUACAGGACAACCUGGGGAGGACGCCCCUCCACUACGCACAGCUGUUCAUGGAAGGAGAUCAGUUAUUAUCUACCAUUACCAAGCUAGGAAACACGAGCAUCAGGGACGUGCAAGGCCUGACACCACUCCAGUAUAGUAUAAAGGAAUGUGGAGAACGCACCUUCUCCCUACUUAAGAAGGCUGUCCAGGAAAUGGCGAUGGAUGUCUUCCUCAGUCAAACCCAGUUUAAACAGUCCAUGAAAACAGCAAUACAGAAGGAGGACUUAACGAAGAUACAGCGCCUCUUGCGAGGUCUGCGGGUUCAUGGGGACAUAACUCGCCACAGUACGUUACUCUUUUCCUGUAUUGAAUGGGGAAAGGAAAAUGCUGCUAUACAAAUGAUCAGAGAAGGGCUUAGUACAGACAUCUUUAAACAGUAUCAGAAGUGUGACCCAAACAGUACCAAGUGUGUAAUGUAUGAGUGUACACACACUAUGAUAUCUCUCCGUGAAAAGGCAGAGGAACUCAAGAGAAGGCGGGUUUUACAAUUUUUAGACCAAAUACAGAUGGAUACUGACAAGAACGAAGUAAUGUCACCGAGGGCCACACCCGAUGUCAGUAACUUUGAAAAGUUCGGGAAAGUGUGA